CAUUUACCAGUCGAACAACUUUCACGUUGGAGAAAAGUACAUCACUGAGACUGUGACAAUUCAUAAGGGAACUAGCAGGGAAGGGAAUAAAUAUUUUAUCGACAAAUUGUUUUGAGAACGCAUUACUAUGAUGUGACAUGGGCAGACGCAGACCGGACUGGUGGUUGGAACAGCAACAUCAACAGCAGCAACGGGACUUGCUGGAGGACGGUUGUCCGAGGAACGCAGCCAACGCAAGGGAGAGGGCUAGGAUGCGCGUGCUGAGCAAGGCGUUCGGUCGACUCAAGACGACACUGCCAUGGGUGCCCGCCGACACCAAACUGUCUAAAUUAGACACGCUGAGGUUGGCCACUACAUACAUAGCACACCUAAGCUCGUUGUUAACGACUACCGAGCGAUCGGACAUCGCGAACCAAGGAGAGACCGGGACUCAGGUUGCGGUCACGUCCACGCAACCAUUAAACUACGCCAUGACUUGGCCAUACAACGCACACAACACCGUGAAAGAAUGUUCAUCGCCUGAUGACGAUGACUACAGAUACAACUGUUAUGAUAGUUAUAAUAAUACACUGGAAGGAAAAUCAUAUUCAACUUACGACACUUACUACAAAUCAUCUAUCAAUUCGUGAAUAUUUGUCAUUCAUGUAUAUUUUAUUUAAUAUAGACCUAGGUGCUUAAAAUAAAUUUGAAACAAUCAUAAUUAUUAAUUAGACACCUGUAAUAUAUUUGUAUUCUUAUUUUAUGAUAGGUUAACAUUUAAUUUAUGGAUUUGUACGAAAUUUAAUAUAAUCUGUUCAAUCAUAAAAUAUUUAUUAUUUAAUAAAAAUAAUGAAAACAAUAACAA
Messenger RNA from Aphis gossypii (cotton aphid), 844 nucleotides. RefSeq names its product transcription factor 21 (gene HLH54F). The transcript is spliced from 3 exons. Gene Ontology annotation, biological process: developmental process; regulation of transcription by RNA polymerase II. Gene Ontology annotation, molecular function: DNA-binding transcription factor activity, RNA polymerase II-specific; protein dimerization activity; RNA polymerase II transcription regulatory region sequence-specific DNA binding. The record is from RefSeq and is a predicted model, not a curated record. Lineage: Eukaryota; Metazoa; Arthropoda; Insecta; Hemiptera; Aphididae. The coding region runs from base 138 to 629 and encodes 163 amino acids.